Branchiostoma floridae (Florida lancelet) is the source of this 759-nucleotide messenger RNA. RefSeq lists its product as uncharacterized. The transcript has 7 exons. The coding region runs from base 28 to 759 and encodes 243 amino acids. NCBI's taxonomy places the organism in Eukaryota, Metazoa, Chordata, Leptocardii, Amphioxiformes, Branchiostomatidae. The record is from RefSeq and is a predicted model, not a curated record. Gene Ontology annotation, cellular component: membrane.
UGAAACGACUCUCCCCUACACCACACCAUGGCUCGUCGCCGUGCCGGGAAGACCAGGAAGAACAGGCGUGGGAAGGGACACCGCGGGAAGGACUGGGACUGGGACCCGUAUAUGUAUGACGACGACGACUUCGACGACUACGACUGCUACGUGUAUGAGUCGUCCGGUCUCGGCACACUGCUCGCUCUGUUCUACAUCAUUCAGCUCACGAGUCGCCCGCCGACCCGCUGGGAGAGACUGAAGUGGUGGCUGGAGGAUAGCUGGGAGUGGGUGAUGUCAGUUGCGUUUGGCCGCGAUCCCAGAAGUUACUACCAAGACAAGAUGGUUAAAAGCCGUAGCGGGAAUGUUCGUCUUGCCAAGAUGGUUCUGAUUGUGCUAAACUUUUUCGGCUGGGCCAUGGGCGUGUCGCUUUUCGUCCUGGGGAUGGUGCUGAAGUUCAUGUACCACGUGGAUGACCUGACCGGGGUCAAGUUUACUUACCUACUCUACACGAUGAUUGCUUUUGGUGUCAUUGUAGCACUGGUCUGUACCCUUGGGAUGUGUGGUGCAGCAUGGGAAAACUCUGGCAUGCUAGGAACUUUCGUGGGUUUCCUGACUCUUCUGUUCGCGGGUGAGGUGGCCUGUGCAGCUCUGCUGUAUGUCAACAGGAAAGAGAUUCUCAAUGAGACUGAUGACAAUCUACUAGACAUCGUAACCAAUGGAUACCGGUGGCCAAUCAGCGACACUAUUGAUCUGAUACAGCGCAAGUUGUUACUGUGA